Quercus robur (English oak) is the source of this 2477-nucleotide messenger RNA. RefSeq lists its product as uncharacterized. The record is from RefSeq and is a predicted model, not a curated record. Lineage: Eukaryota; Viridiplantae; Streptophyta; Magnoliopsida; Fagales; Fagaceae. The transcript has 6 exons. Bases 244 to 1905 code for a protein of 553 amino acids.
UUAAAGAAAGGGAACCGUGAAAAAUGAGUCAUCUUCCUAUAAAAGUGGUGUUUCAUCUUCGUAUAAAAGAGGUGUAAUUUUCUGUUUCAGUAUUGGGUUUACUUCACUCCCACAAAUUUCGUUUUACUCAAGUCCCCCGCAGCCAUAGCAGCGAGUCAACAUCUACAUAUAUAUGAAUGGUAGUUCUCUGUGCAACCAGAACAACAGCGGCAAAAAAACCCAGCAGAAGCAAGUAUAAAAGUCAUGGUGCAUGGCCACGAUGGUCAUAUUCCUACGUUAAUAGAGAGACGUGGAGGAUCUGAAAGGCCACUGGUUCUUUCUGUGAAUAGUAGGAAAGAGACAUCUUAUUGGAUUCAGAUUUCAGAAAUAGCAAAGAAGAGACUGAAGGAAGCAAAAACAACAGUUGAGAACAUCGAAAAGCUUUAUCUCAAUCAAACUCUUAUGAGUUUACCAUGGUUGGGUUUGAAACUUUCGGAGUCAAGCUUGGACUUUAUAUACAACAUAGUUAAUGAUACUGCUGCACAAGCAAGUGCAGCAAAAGAAGCAAAGUUUAAAGCAAGUGCUGCAGCAGAAGCAAAGUUUAUUAGCGAUUCUGAGAAAUUGAAGGCUUCAAAUUUCGGUGCAUCACUCUUAAGAAUAGGCUCAUGGAUGGUACAGCCUCCACGUGAAGGUGCUUUAGUAGUAAAGAUUUAUUAUGCCAAGCGAAAACUAGUGUGGGAAAUUCUAGAGAAUGCUUUGAAGAAAAAGAUUGAAAUACAAUGGUCUGAUAUUAUAGGAAUUCGAGCUAGAAUUUUGGAAGAUAAGCCUGGAAUUCUAGAGAUUGAGCUUAACAAUCGUCCUGCUUUCUUUGACGAAAGUAAUCCAAUGCCGCGCAAACACACCAUGUGGAAGAUUAGUUCAGACUUUACUGAUAAUCAAGCUCAAACUUACAGGUUGCACUAUCUUGAAUUUCCUCCAGGAACCCUUGACAAACACUAUGAGAAGCUCCUGCAAUGUGACCCCAAUUUGUUAAAGUUGAGCCAAAGACCUUUCCCAAGUCUUAGUUCUCCUUACUUCCAUACAGAUUGCUACAAUGGGCGUAAAGAAUUUUCUUUGGAUUUUUAUAGACACGGGCAGUUACCUUUACCAUUCUCGAGUAUGCAUUCGCCAUUUAAAUCUAUUCAACAAAUUCAGGCAUAUGAACAAGCCCACCAACAAUACCUUCUUACAACGAAUUCAACUUCACCAAUAUCAGUUAUGGAUUUCUCUCCACAUUCAGAUGGAGCCAUUAGCAACCAAGGAGUUGAUGAUCCAAGGAUGGCAAUGUGGUAUCAAAGGAUGAUUAAUCCUGCAAACGUUCUAGGGAGAGAUCAAAUGCAAGGGCCAUUUUCUAUGGCUAUACCAACCCAAGUAAAUCCAGCCAUAUCUGGUCAAAACUAUAAUGUGUCAGCAGCUUGGCCUAAUUCAGACACUCAAAUCCUAGAUGAUAUUCAAAGCCGAUUGCUGAGUGACAAAAAAUUUCAAUUUGGUUAUGACCCUUACUUAGAGGUGGAGUCAUUGAACAACUUAGUACCUGACUUGCAAAAAGAAAUGAACCCAACAAGCAACUUCGAAAACUGUUUGUUGGGUGAAGCUGAACACACAGGUAUGAAAAAUGUGCGGAAUGUCACAAGGGUGAACUCCUUGGGUUCAUUGAUGGCGUUGCCAACAGAAGAGCAACCUGCAAGUAGCACUCUCUAUCCACAGUCUGUUAACUGGCUACCUCAAUCUCAAGAUCCUAAUGUGAAUUUUAUGAUGCAUCGACCUGGGAACAACACUUCAAUGGAUACAGUUUUUGAUCCAGAUCCUAAAGUUGAUACAGAUGAUCCAACAAUGGUAGAUUUCACAACUACUAAUAAUUUUGAUGGGGACAAUCACUGGACAUGAUUCAAAAGCGAGUAUUGAUAUGAGGGAAGGAUGAUAAUAAAGCGCAUGAUUCAAAAGUGAGUAAUAAUAUUAGGGAAGGAUGAUAAUAAAAGCACAUCAUGGUCGAGCCCAAUGCGAUGGCAAGUGGAAAAAAUACAAGUCACAGAUUCAAGCUUAAGAAUUAACCUGUUCAAAGAGAAAAUUGAAGGUAAACACCAUGUGUCUCACAUCUUGUUUAACAAUGCAAGGCAAUUGGAGGAUUCAUUUUGAAGUCAUCUUGUUUAGAAUGUGUGCAUUGGGUAUGACUUUUAUUUUUUAGGUUUUUGUCAGUAGGCAAUUGUACCCAACUUUUAUUUUUUUUUUAGAUUUUUGUAAAUAGGCAAUUGGAGGAUUCAAUUAAAAGUGAUCGUAAUUUGUGUACUAGGUACGAUUUUUUUUUUAGUGAGUUCUUGUAGUAUUACAAGCAAAUUCUUCUUCCCUAGGUUCCCUCCCUCUCCCAAAAUACAUAUUAUUUUCAACUUUCACAUAGACCAACUAUUUUUGCUCUACCAAUCAUAGUCAGUCACACAGAGAAUUGUGGCAAAAGUUUUACA